AUGAAUCCUCAUCAGAAAAACAAGAUCGACAUUAGUGAGCGCAAAUACUUCGACAGUGGUGACUAUGCUCUUUCAAAAGCUGGAAAAGCAGGCGAUACAGGCGUAACAAGCAUUGGCACCGAGCACCCAACCGCCGAGACUAUUCCACAUACCUCUCCUCUCAAUCACAUUGUAUCCCGCAGCGAUAGCAUCGCCGCAGGCUCGCCUCCGUCCCACAAUGCCUCCCUGAGCACCAAUCCUUCUCUGGGCGCAGUCGGUUCAGGCGAUGGCUCAUCUCCCACACUCACAGGGCCAAGUCCUGCCGGUAUGCACCGCGGUAGUAUCAGCGGUAUUCCUGGCGGAAGCAUGCUCCAGCCCACAGGCAGCAUUAGUCUUGUCAAUAGCCGCAGCCCGCAGAAAGAAAGCUAUCUCAAUCGAAGCUCAAGCAUAGAUGAUGCAGACGGCAUGCAAGACUCGACCGGCGGCCAAGCAUCCGACCAGGCAAUGAACAGCACCAGCCCUUCUGCGAAGACCGAGGGUAUUCCCAUCAGAAGAUAG
This is a messenger RNA of Lithohypha guttulata, 537 nucleotides long. RefSeq lists its product as uncharacterized. NCBI's taxonomy places the organism in Eukaryota, Fungi, Ascomycota, Eurotiomycetes, Chaetothyriales, Trichomeriaceae. Bases 1 to 537 code for a protein of 178 amino acids. The record is from RefSeq and is a predicted model, not a curated record. The transcript has 2 exons.